Messenger RNA from Pseudocercospora fijiensis CIRAD86, 465 nucleotides. RefSeq lists its product as uncharacterized. The record is from RefSeq and is a predicted model, not a curated record. The annotation marks the transcript as partial. The transcript has a single exon. Lineage: Eukaryota; Fungi; Ascomycota; Dothideomycetes; Mycosphaerellales; Mycosphaerellaceae.
UGGUGGCCUGAACUGCUCUCUGCAUUUCUGAGUGUCGGCACUCUCAUUGCAGUUGCAGCAGUUCUACACUCGAUCGAUGGGGAACCUUUGGAGAAAUGGGAUUUGCCGUGGCAAAUGAAGCCUAACACUGUCAUCUCUACAUUAAUCACACUCGUCCGACUUUGGAUGCUGCUUGUGGUAGCUGAGUGUAUUGGCCAGCUCAAAUGGGUCUACUUUGAGCAGAAACCACAUCGCUUGAUCGAUUUCGAGACCUUUGACAGCGCAAGCCGUGGACCAUGGGGUGCUGCCCUCUUGCUGGUUCGGAUCAGGUGGAGAGCGAUUGCUGCCUCCCUGGGAGCCAUUCUCACAAUUCUUGCGCUCGCAGUAGACCCAUUUGCGCAGCAGGUGCUUUCAUACGUCCAGCACAAUUCCGUCUCGCCCUCUGAACAGGCUUCUCUAUUCACUGCACGAUCUUACGACUACAAU